Messenger RNA from Cutaneotrichosporon oleaginosum, 585 nucleotides. RefSeq lists its product as uncharacterized. The record is from RefSeq and is a predicted model, not a curated record. NCBI's taxonomy places the organism in Eukaryota, Fungi, Basidiomycota, Tremellomycetes, Trichosporonales, Trichosporonaceae. Gene Ontology annotation, cellular component: membrane coat; AP-3 adaptor complex; intracellular membrane-bounded organelle. Gene Ontology annotation, biological process: Golgi to vacuole transport; intracellular protein transport.
AUGAUCCGCGCCGUUCUCAUCUUUAACACCCACGGCAAAGCCCGUCUGUCAAAGUUCUACGCGCCUGUCUCGGUUGUGCAGCAGCAGGCGCUCAUCUCGCAGAUCUUCAGCCUGAUCUCAGACCGCCCGGCGGGGGUAUGCAACUUUCUGGACGCGCCCGAACUCGUCUUCCCCUCCCCCUCGGCCGCGGGGAAGGAGGGCGACGACACGCGCGUCAUCUACCGCCACUACGCGACGCUGUACUUUGUCUUUGUGGUGGAUGGCGCUGAGAGCGAACUCGGCAUUCUGGACCUCAUCCAGGUGUUUGUGGAGAGCCUGGACCGGGCGUUCGAGAACGUCUGCGAGCUCGACCUCAUCUUCCACUUUGACGACGUGCAGUACGUGCUGGACGAGAUUAUCCAGGGCGGGUUAGUCCUUGAAACAAAUAUCAGCGAGAUCAACCUCUGCACACAAGCAGCGCAGAAGAACCGCAAGGCGAGCGCAGCAAGCGCAAAUCCCCUCAUGCCCUUCAUGCUCGUUACGCCUGGCGGGCGCGCCCGAGCCGUCGAAGGCCCACGACGAUGGCUUGCAUCCAUCGGUGUGUAG